This is a messenger RNA of Cuscuta campestris, 1631 nucleotides long. NCBI's taxonomy places the organism in Eukaryota, Viridiplantae, Streptophyta, Magnoliopsida, Solanales, Convolvulaceae. The record is from the annotation of a GenBank genome assembly.
AGGCUAGGGGUGGAAUAUCUGAGGCGACUCAACGUUUGUCUGCGUGCGUUUCAGACAAGAAAAAAAUGGAAGAUUGUUGCCGACCCUUGAUCCAAGAAAUUGGCCGCCGUGAGAAGAGAAGUAGUAGACCCCUUAUUGUUGCCGACCCUUGCUCCAAGAAGCUCAGGAGGGGUUAUGAGCUUGUUGAAGAGUCCAUUGUAGAGGCUGAAGAGCAGAUUGCAGAGAUUGAUAAAGAGUCGUCCAUGGUAGAUACUGAUGAUGAGUCAGAGACUGAUGAAGAGCUGCCUAAGAUCCAUUUCCCAAUGCUUGAUGAAAAGGAGGACGAGCGUAUUCUUCGAAGAAUGAAUGAGAGGCUUACAUUGGAGCGAGGUCUAAAGUGGGCUGUUUAUAGAUUCAUGGUAGGCAAUGAUGACAAGGAGAAGUUUAGGUCACUAGUAGAAUCCUUAAAGAAUGAUUAUAAUGAGGAGAAGAACUCACUGAUAGCAUUUUUUGAGGGUCCCCCCACAUUUGUUAUGGUGGCUGUGGAGGCAAACACACUGGACACAAAGUCUGUUGUUGGCAUUAGUGAAAUUGUUAACCAAUUUUAUGGCAUUCCAGACGUUUCUCAAACUUCAAAUCAAGACAAGGUCAAAGCGCGGCUGCUUUUUUUUGAGUUAGAAGUAUUAUAUCUUCUAAACCGCCAAAAGAUUCAAAGGCUUGUUGUUGCCCAACAUUGCAAUAUCAAUAUCUAUACUUCAGGUUAUCCAUCAUGUGAUAAGGGUCAGGAAGAUAUGAUUGUUGAUGUAGAAGGCAAGCAUCGUGACGUAUGUAGGGUACUCGUGGCAAUGCUUUCUUGUGUUUAUGAAGAGUUCCAAUAUCCCAAAAGUCUCAUACAAUCCAUGGAAAUGAGAAUGCGCAACCUCCCAUCUACUGGAUUAACUCAUAAAUUGUAUGUCUAUGGAAGAAAGCAAAAGAUUAUGGCGUCAUAUGAAGAUGGAAAAGAGAUGAUGUCUCUAGAUUAUCUUUUCCUCAGCAAGCCAUUCCUUCUUGUGUUUCUUCCACUGGAUCAUGCCGAUCUCUUGACUCGUGAAGAAGGCAAGUUUAUAAACAAUAUCCGUGGCCCAUCGGAUUCUGAAUUUGAAGUCCGGCUAACAGACUACGGAAGCGGAUCUGUGAAGCUCAUCAUUUUUGGGAAGUCUGCAGGUGUAACUACAGAUGCAAUGAAGACGUUUGUGAAAAAGCUAAGAGAACUGGGAGAUAUGGGGGAUGCUCAAGCGUUUGACUUGGCUAAGGUUCUGGAAAACCGGCAGUUUAAUGGCAGCGGUGGAGGUUAUUUUGUCGGCAUGUGGCUUUCAGACGAUGAGGAUGAUGAGUAUAUAUGAUUAUGUGUGAUGCCUCUUUACAUAAUUAUUUGGCAAGCAGUUUUUUUUUGUUAAUAUUAUGAUGUCGCUCUUACUCUAAGAUGACGGUUUGAUAUAACAAUUGGUUUGGGGACCAUUGUGUGUGCCUGUGCAAAGAGGUUCAAGGCACAUAUAUUUUGAUCCAAGCUUGGCUUUGGCACUGCGAAUCUGUUUUGAAAAAGAUUCCCAAACUGUGGCAAAGCUUAUAUUUAAUGACUACUCUCUUUUUUGUUCUGUUCUGGCUGGUUAAAG